CAAAUGUUGGAAAGUUCAAUAGUGAGUAAUAGUCCUAAUAUACAUUGCCCUGAUAUCUAAGUGGAACAGAACUUGAAUAUAUACUGAAUCUACUUCGUGUUCUGUUCAUUGAUACCAACAAUUUCACCGUUCUCCUUCAUCACUGUACAGCACCAUUUUGGACUUGGUUUAUUGUCACUACAUACUCAAGCAUUGAUUCUGCAUACUGACUCUAAAUCACAGUUUUGCUGCCACCGAUCGACAGAAAAAUUUGCGAAAACAGCCAUACUAGUCACGAUGCAGACGUCCUAUUUAUAAUUCUUGAGUAUAUUAUUCUUCGUCGUUCCUUCUUCGUUCUUGUUUUUCUGGUUUUUAUCUUCUGUAACACAUCACACAAAAAGCGAAUUUGUAUUCGUUUAGGUAGUCAAAAAUGGAACAAGCAGUAGCGGGGUUUGCUGCAGGGACCAUUUCUACCCUUAUAAUGCAUCCAUUAGACCUGGCAAAAACACAAUUGCAAGUAACUCGCGUGUAUCAACAUACCGGGUUACGCAAUGUUGUAAAUGCAAAUGUUAAUAGACAGCAUUUUUUUCGGUCGCUGUACCGAGGUUUAACCGUUAACUUAAUUGGUUCUACAGCUAGCUGGGGCUCUUACUUUUUUAUUUAUGAAAAGUGUAAAAACGCUGUCGCCUCUUACAGCAACAUUCCUGUCCGAGAAUUGAGCUCUUUUCAAAUAUUAGGAUGCUCUUAUGCAUCUGGUCUAGCUGUUGCCGCUCUAACAAAUCCCAUCUGGGUUGUUAAAUCGCGUAUACUGUCACGUUCUGUUCCAUACACAAGUUUUCUUACAGGCAUCCGCGAACUUCUCCGAAAUCAGGGAAUUAAGGGCUGCUACGUGGGUAUUGUUCCUUCGUUUGUUGGUGUCUGUCAGGGCAGUCUACAAUUUAUGGCCUACGAGCGGCUAAAGAAACACUAUAAUGAGCCCAUGUCAAGUCUACAGUACCUGUCGGUUUCGGCACUCUCAAAAGUGUUUUCUUCUCUUCUAAUGUACCCAGUAAUGGUCUUUCGCACUCGUCUUCAAGUGAGGGACACCCUACGAAUUACAGAUUCAAAAUCAUUGAUGAGCUUGCGGCUGCCUCAGAUAAUUGCAGACUUGUAUAAAGGAUAUUCGUUUCACUUACUACGCGUUGUACCACAAACAUGUAUAACAUUACUAGUUUAUGAACAAACAUACCAUUUUUUAAAGAAAGAUACCAAAAACAAGUGAUUAUUUCGUUAAAAAUUCAUAUUAAGCAUCCGCCACAGAAGCUUUCAGUAGCUGCUCGAAGUUCUUCUUUUGCUUCUCUGAUAAUCCUGUAAAUACCUCUUGCAGAUUUUCCGAUUGGUCAGAAACAAUUUCGUAAAGACUGGUUCCCAACAUCUUUAAAUCAUCGUGGCUUGAAACCAUCACAGAAAAGUGCGUAACAAUCGGAAUAGAAAUGUAUAAAAACUCUCUACCUGUAAAACUGUUAGCGAACCAGAACCAUCCGAAUGGGAGACUUACGCUUAUCUUUCCUGAAAGAUUUAGACACGAGCAAAAGUGUGUUCAACACCGUAGCAACAAACUCUUCUUUCUGUGAAAUAACACUGUCUUGAAGAGAUGUGACAGUCCUUGAAAUUAACAAGCGACAUGAUGCACUCGUAUUCUCUUCUUUACUAUGCACAAGAAGCAUUGAACAUAUUCCUUGAGCUGCAAUAGAUACCAUCUAAACAGUUAGUAGAAGAAAACAAUUAAAAUACGCAAUAACAAUACCUCUUCAUAAUGCAA
This is a messenger RNA of Schizosaccharomyces japonicus yFS275, 1780 nucleotides long. Its product is annotated as FAD transporter. Gene Ontology annotation, cellular component: mitochondrial inner membrane; membrane. Gene Ontology annotation, biological process: FAD transmembrane transport; transmembrane transport; nucleotide transport. The transcript is spliced from 3 exons. Gene Ontology annotation, molecular function: nucleotide transmembrane transporter activity. Bases 410 to 1240 code for a protein of 276 amino acids. The record is from RefSeq and is a predicted model, not a curated record. Lineage: Eukaryota; Fungi; Ascomycota; Schizosaccharomycetes; Schizosaccharomycetales; Schizosaccharomycetaceae.